AUGGAAGUGCUGCUUGCCCUUAGACAGUGAUUCUGUUUUUUUUCUCAAAUCAUUUCAAAUCUGGUGAUUUUCAGUGCUCGAUAAAGGGAAUUUAAAGGAGAAUACUAUUGCUUUCAAUAUAAGAGAGUGUUAAUUUGGAUUAAAAAGAUCACUCCUUUUUGGGAUGAAGGUUUAUUUACUGUGAGAGUGCUUCUGAUGUUAAGCCAAAGAAGAGAAAAAUGAAGCGCUGAUGGAAUCUGUGGGCUGGAUCUCAUCUAUGGAAGGACGGAUUUUAGCCAGUGUGGAAGUGGAACACUGUGGGAGACAUGGCUCCAUAAAACCUUAAAUAUUAGAUGAGGAGUCCUUAUGACAAAUAUGAGCUGGGCCUUCUUAACACGUCUUCUUGAAGAAAUCCACAAUCAUUCCACCUUUGUUGGCAAGGUAUGGCUGACGGUGCUGAUUAUAUUCCGCAUCGUGCUGACUGCGGUUGGAGGAGAGUCCAUAUAUUCUGAUGAGCAGAGCAAAUUUGUCUGUAACACCAAACAGCCUGGGUGUGAGAAUGUCUGCUAUGAUGCAUUUGCACCUCUUUCCCACGUGAGGUUCUGGGUUUUUCAGAUCAUCAUGAUAUCAACCCCAUCUGUGAUGUACCUUGGCUAUGCCAUCCAUAAGAUUGCCAGAUCCACUGAAGAAGAAAAGAAGAACAAAUUCUUCAAGAAGAAGAAACUACCAACUGUACGAUGGCAAGCCCACCAUAAUUCAGAACAGACAGGGGAUGAAGAUGAGGAAGAGCCAAUGAUCUAUGAUGAAACAGAAAGUGAAAAAAAAGAAGCCAGUAACCAUCAAAAACACGAUGGGAGACGACGCAUCUUGCAAGAAGGUCUGAUGAAAAUGUACGUUUUCCAGUUGAUUUUCAGAGCUAUGUUUGAAGUGGCUUUCCUCCUGGGACAAUAUUUUCUGUAUGGAUUUGAAGUUGACCCAUCAUAUGUCUGUACUAGACAUCCCUGUCCUCACACUGUGGACUGCUUUGUCUCAAGGCCUACAGAGAAGACAGUCUUCCUCAUUGUAAUGUAUGUAGUCAGUUGCCUUUGCCUGAUUCUUAAUAUCUGUGAAAUGUUCCAUCUGGGCUUUGGAACCAUCAGAGAUAUCAUACGUAGCAAACGACGUAACCAGAGCAACAUGCGACCUUUCCCUUACCAUUAUCCUCGGAACAUUCCGUCAUCACCACCAGGAUACAAUCUGGUGGUCAAAUCGGACAAGUCCACCAAGGUUCCAAAUGGCCUUGUGGCUCAUGAGCAAAACUUAGCAAAUGUAGCCCAAGAGCAACAGUCCACUAGUCCAGAUGACAAUAUUCCACCUGACUUGGCCAGGCUCCACAAGCACUUGAAAGAUGCCCAGGAGCAGUUAGACAUUGCAUUUCAAAGUUAUAACAGCCAAGAGAAUGCACAGAAAUCCAGGACCAGCAGCCCAACAUCAGGAGGCACUGUAGCAGAGCAAAACCGUGUCAACACUGCUCAUGAGAAACAGGGUGCUAAGCCCAAACCUGGUUCAGAGAAAGGCAGCUCCAGUAGCAAAUCUGGAGAUGGAAAAACAUCUGUUUGGAUUUAACUUGUGUUUCUAUUCAAUUAAGUUUACAAUGGUCCUUUUAAGAAAAAGACAAUAGCCGCUUUCUGCACAUUUUACUACAAUCUGCUUUCUCUUAGAUAACCAAUGUGAUAACAAUUUGGCUCUUUGGGUUAUAAGAGUAGACAAGGCAACCAACAUGAAAUCUUGAUCGAUGAUGGUGCAAAUCGGAGAAUUCGAUACUGGAUGCCUCAUUUGCAGUGUUCCUGAUUUCUAGCCAUCAAAAUCAAUGACUGGAAAGUUGAGAGGCCCAUAAAUCAGACACACAAAUCUUUUUACCAAUCAUCUGAUCUGUAGUCCCAUUAAAAAAGGUGCUGUGCUGGGCUCAUUGUGCUGUCCCUCUCAACUCUUCGUAAACCACUAGGAGUCUACUUGUACUCAACAUCAAAAUAUCAUAAACGUCUAGAGUCAUAUGUAAUAAGGAUACAUGUUUUUGUAGUGACAGAGAUUACAGAUGUCUUCAUUUGAAAAUUUAAGUAGUUGUCCGGCCACUAUUCUUCAUCUUUACCUGAUUAUUUAUGUGCCUACUUCACAGGAAACAAGCCAUUGACUCCAAUAUGGCUACAAAGAAUACGUUGCACUGGUCAUUUUAUUUUCUAGUCCAAUUUCUUUUAGUAGCCAUUUCACCUUAUGAUAAUGGGUGAGUUCAAAAUGUCAGGACUUUAACUGACAACUGUAAAGGGAAAUAUAAACACGGAAAUGCAUUACAAAAGACAUGCUUCCUGUCCAGUCAAAUUGUCCUAUGUCUUGCUACAGAAAGUUUCCCCAUCUCAUACUCUGUUGCCCUUUUUCAGAUCCAAAAUCUAAGACAUUUUCAGGUUGCAUUGUUCGGAACUCAAUUUCUGUAGGCUUUGUAAAUUUAUUUACCCUUGUCAAGAUUAUCUCACGUUAAUGUGAACAUUUUAUAGAUAUAAUAGUUUCCUUUAAAAAAAAUCUAAUGUAGCUUAACUAAUUUUACAAAAGAUAUACAUUGUCUUAAAAGGCCUGUGGAAGAAGGGAAAUUUGAGAUGUUGCCCAAGGAAUGUCAGGAAGUGUUUGUGUAGAGACAUUUGCAGACUGGACCUUCUCAUCUUUGUGAUUAAGACAAAAGGU
Messenger RNA from Carcharodon carcharias (great white shark), 2691 nucleotides. RefSeq names its product gap junction protein gamma 2 (gene gjc2). The transcript has 2 exons. NCBI's taxonomy places the organism in Eukaryota, Metazoa, Chordata, Chondrichthyes, Lamniformes, Lamnidae. Gene Ontology annotation, biological process: cell communication. Bases 346 to 1584 code for a protein of 412 amino acids. The record is from RefSeq and is a predicted model, not a curated record. Gene Ontology annotation, cellular component: connexin complex.